AUGCCACCAAAAAGAAAAGGGCCUUUGCAAACAGUGCAAAGAGAGACGGAUGAUAUCAAAAAACAGGUGAGCCUGCUAGCUUAGCUAAUGUUAGCUAGCUAACUUGAAUGCAAUGCAUGGUGGUUUUUCCUGUGUUGCUUGCAGUCAUCCUAGGCUACGAUCCAUCACAUGUGUGAUCUAUUUUACUUCCCUAGGUUGACAGUCUGAUAAAAGAUGCACGGCAGUCAGAUGUGUCAGGGCGCACAGAGGCAUAUCAGAGGUAGCUAACCCCCUUCACUUAUUCAAAUCUGCUAAACGUUACUAGUUAUAGCUAGCUAGCUGCUAACGUAUGGAUAUUAUAACUAGCUAACUUAAAACGUUGCCUUUUCUUCCAGCAGAUGCAUACAUCUACAAAACCUAGUGGAGGAGACAACCAGGAAGCUCAAGAAGUUAACCAAGGUGUGUAUAUAAAGCAUUUCUAAAGCUAGCUAGCUACAUUAUUUUCCCCCCAUUCAUUUUCAUCGUUGUUUUGUCUUUCAAAUGCUGCUCCAUACUUUUGUUGUUUUAGCUAGCUACUUAGCUACACAUUUUUCAUUUGCUCCCCACUAAAGGCUGAUGAGCCAGCCCCAGUGGGGAAUUACGACCAGAGGAAGAUGGAGGAGGAGAGCCGUCUGCGGGGGAUUGAGGAGCAGCUGCUGGUCUUGGUCCUGGAGCUCUCUCCGCCUCAGAAACAUGAGGGAGGGUGAGGAACAUAGCAAUGUUUCUUAAUAAACACAUUCAAGACUAUGGUCCUUGUGUAAUGUUGUGUACGUUCUGAUCCAUGACUUGUGAGGAUUGUUUCUGUCUCCCAGUCCUCAUAUGUGAGCUGUAGGCCCUUGUACAUGGCCCUUUGUUUCAACCAAAAUACUUGCUUGGCUUCUGCUAGUGUGUGGAGGAUGCUAUCUACCACUUAGCUAUGUGUUAAAUUAAGACAAGUUCUUGAAACUUCCAGUCUCCAAAGAGAAAGACCAUCUGUCAUUUUUUCCCCCAGGUCAUCCCAAGCCCAGGAAGAUGAAGAGGAGGAAGACAGUGAGGAAGACAGUGAGGAAGACGAGAGUGAAGAUGAGAGUGUAGAAGAUGAGGAAGAUGUAGUCACAAAGACCACGGAACAAAUCCCAGAGUCAGGCACUGCCACGUAUAUGGUUAUCAGUGCCUUUAAAGGAGAGCAGGAGGGAGAUCUUACCAUUCAGGUGAAAAUACUGCUCAGACAAAUUCACUAGCAUACGAAGAUCAUAUCCUGCCUGUUUGUCAUAAUGUAGUUAAACAGUGGUGAUCUUUUUUGCUUAUUGUUUCAGAUGGGUGAGGUCCUGACAAUUCUCAGUAAGAAUGAGGAUGGAUGGUGGCUUGCUCAGGACUCAAAGGGCAAUAAGGGACUAGUCCCCAAAACCUACUUGAAGGUACCAUCAGUUUAUCAAUUAUUUGAUGUUGAUUGCUGUAGUUCUAAUUACAACAAAAAUAAUAAAUGUUAUGUAUGUUGUGUUUUUAUGUUUUAGAGAUAUUCAGACCAGGAUGAUGAGGAUUAUGAGGAUGAUGAAGCAUCAGAGGAUGAGGAUGAGGAGAUUGAGUCCAAAAGGAUGCAUAGGUGAGGUUCUCUUCAUAACCACUAGAUGGCAAUGUUUACAAAGGCAUCGCUCGAAGACUAUCACUCCCUCAACAAAGUGAUUAUGAAUCUUUCUGACUGCUAGUCAAUCAAGUUUGUUGUUGUUGAUCUAUAAUUGAUAACACAUACAUUUGCAAUGCUGAUGAUGAUAUUCUAGUGUUAGUUCCCAAUGACUGUCACAGUGAAUAUAUUCUCCCAUAAACAGCUCGAACCUGGACAGUGUGAGGAGAGCCAUCACUGAGGUAAGAUGAGCUAGUGGUGGAUCAGUUCAACUAGAUUCUAGAAAAUCAUCUACUACUUGUGUGUGUGUGUGUGUGUGUAUGCACAUGUACAUUUGUGUGUGUCUAUUCCUGUGUGAAAUUCUUUUCAGAUUGAUGCUACUGAUGUUCUGUCUGCCAUGGGUGCCAUCCCUGCUGGGUUUAGGUCAUCCACCCUCUCUAAACUACUAGAUGAAGGUAAGCCUCUGAGCUUAGAUAAGCCUUGUCUCACAGAGGCAUGACAUUCUGCCGGAACAGAAAGACUCUCCUGAUCAACAGAAAGUGCAUGUAGAUAGUUCUCCCGAAUAAUAUUGAAUAAUGUAUCAUCAGCUUGUGUACUGUGGGCCAGAUUGGAUGUCAUUGAUAAAGAACAACUGCGUCAUCUUUUAGUACCCAGUGUUCUGAUGACCCAUUAUCUUCAUCAAAUACACACAUUUACCCUAACCCUCUGGGCUACAGACACACACACACACACACACACGCGCGCACACACACACACACACACUCACAGCUAAUAUGUCACAGCAGGCAUGCAUGCACACAAAGACAUAGACACUUUCUGCCAUGUCGGUCACCCAUCCCAGAGGCUGUAUGCUUUUUAUGCUCUGCAUAAUUCUUCAAUAGUGGACAGGGUCACACCCAAUGUUCCCUCUAGGCUGCGUGUGUGGGCAGCCGUGCACUUUCUCCAGGACUGCCGCACAGAAGAAAUGCCAGGCGGCGCAGAGACGCAAGAGAUUAAACUUCACUGAGUUCACCCCAUUAAUUUGCACUAUAUAGAUCAAUGUUUUUUCUGUGAUUGAAUCAACAUUAUAUCGGCCCCUUUUCAAUGCAACAAGCCAAAACAAAUCUAACUUUGCAAGAUUGAGCCUGUGAUUUUGUUGUAGGCAGAGCCAGAGCACAAAGGAGUAUAAUUCUAUUGGCGGUCUUUCAAUCACCCACGAGUGAAAGAGCUUUUCAGAUCAGAGUGCAGUGCCACGUGUUUGCACAUUUGUUGAUAUUCUUUGAUAGUUAGCAAGUUAUUAGCCCAGUUAUAGAUAAGUAUAGGUCAUCAAUGGGGAGUUACUGCUUCGUUCAAGAGCACAAAACAUGUAGGCUACAUUUCAAGCUGUCUUUGAAAAGCCAGUCAGGUAAAAAGCUUAUGUCUUAAUUAAAAGGGAAGUGUUGUAUUUUGAGACAGGCUUGAAUAUGCAAAUACACCAAUAGGCAGAGGGGUUGCCUACAUUGUCUAAUUCUCUGUAUGGUAAUAAUAACUUUUAUUUUGUAAAGUGGUUUCUUGCAUCAUACAACACAAUACAAUGCAAUUUACGGUAACGUAUUUGGCCCAUGGUGUUACACACCAAGUAAAAAAUCAUUAAUUAAUGUAAAGCCCUUCAUAAUGUAAAAAAAAAUGUUUUUAAAAGUCUCAUGCAAUGUAGGCCUGCAUUGAACACCACAUAUAGGCUACUCAUAGAAAUCAAAAGCGAUUUCAAUGUGAAAAUGUUAUGGGAUUUUCUCCAUUGGUUUUGUUGGUAGGCUCAAAUAUCCACAAUAGCCUAUUGGCUACUAAUACUGUAAGUGUACAGCCUCAGUGUUCACUGUAAAUGCACGCCAGAAGUUGCACAAAAUUCUCACAAUGUUGAAGUUUCUGCUCAUAAGACCUAAAAAUUGCUUGUAUGUUUUUAUAAGGGUGUGUGGCCUGUGUGUUUUACAGGGAUCACCUACAGAAGAAGUCACUACAUCCAGCCAGAGUUGAGCCAAUCCAAACUGUCCUUCAAAGACCUCUUCCGGGACCCAGACACUGGAAAAGUAAGCAUUUAGACUGAGAUGACGUUAAAGUAGUUAUGGCCAACUUGCAAAGGUCACAUCACACAAAUAGGUCUUCCUUUAGCAUGGUGUCAGUUAGGGCUGAGGCGGCCAUGACAUUUUGUCAGCCGGUGAUUGUCAAGCAAAUAACUGCCGGUCUCACGGUAAUUGACCGUUAAUUAACAUCAAUACGUUUAGCAUCUCCUGGCUUCCACCAUAGCCUAUAAGCCACUGAUACAGACCGUAGGAACUUCUACAUUUGAAAAAGUCUAAUAAAUCAAUUUAAUAUAACCUACACCGUCACAAUAAAUCCAUUAUUUAUUUUAGACCGGCCUAAAGAAACAUGAGAUAAAGAAAAUUUAGUCUAUUUCAGAAGAACAGAAUAGCAUACUCUGAGUUGUCCUUGUUAGGUCCUAAUAUGGCUACAGUGUGAGGAAAAAAGUAUUUGAUCCCCUGCUGAUUUUGUACGUUUGCCCACUGACAAAGACAUGAUCAGUCUAUAAUUUUAAUGGUAGGUUUAUUUGAACAGAUAGAGACAGAAUAACAACAAAAUAAUCCAGAAAAACGCAUGUCAAAAAUGUUAUAAAUUGAUUUGCAUUUUAAUUAGGGAAAUAAGUAUUUGACCCCCUCUCAAUCCGAAAGAUUUCUGGCUCCCAGGUGUCUUUUAUACAGGUAACGAGUUGAGAUUAGGAACACACUCUUAAAGGGAGUGCUCCUAAUGUCAGCUUGUUACCUGUAUAAAAGACACCUGUCCACAGAAGCAAUCAAUCAAUCAGAUUCCAAACUCUCCACCAUGGCCAAGACCAAAGAGCUCUCCAAAGAUGUCAGGGACAAGAUUGUAGACCUACACAAGGCUGGAAUGGGCUACAAGACCAUCGCCAAGCAGCUUGGUGAGAAGGUGACAACAGUUGGUGCGAUUAUUCACAAAUAGAAGAAACACAAAAGAACUGUCAAUCUCCCUUGGCCUGGGGCUCCAUGCAAGAUCUCACCUCGUGGACUUGCAAUGAUCAUGAGAACGGUGAGGAAUCAGCCCAGAACUACACGGCAGGAUCUUGUCAAUGAUCUCAAGGCAGCUGGGACCAUAGUCAACAAGAAAACAAUUGGUAACACACUAUGCCGUGAAGGACUGAAAUCCUGCAGCGCCUGCAAGGUCUCCCUGCUCAAGAAAGCACAUAUACAGGCCCGUCUGAAGUUUACCAAUGAACAUCUGAAUGAUUCAGAGGAGAACUGGGUGAAAGGGUUGUGGUCAGAUGAGACCAAAAUCGAGCUCUUUGGCAUCAGCUCAACUCGCCAUGUUUGGAGGAGGAGGAAUGCUGCCUAUGACCCCAAGAACACCAUCCCCACUGUCAAACGUGGAGGUGGAAACAUUAUGCUUUGGGGGUGUUUUUCUGCUAAAGGGACAGGACAACUUCACCGCAUCAAAGGGACGAUGGACGUGGCCAUGUACCGUCAAAUCUUGCCAGGGCAUUGAAAAUGGGUCGUGGAUGGGUAUUCCAGCAUGACAAUGACCCAAAAAACACGGCCAAGGCAACAAAGGAGUGGCUCAAGAAGAAGCACAUUAAGGUCCUGGAGUGGCCUAGCAAGUCUCCAGACUUUAAUCCCAUAGAAAAUCUGAGGGAGCUGAAGGUUCGAGUUGCCAAACGUCAGGCUCGAAACCUUAAUGACUUGGAGAAGAUCUGCAAAGAGGAGUGGGACAAAAUCCCUCCUGAGAUGUGUGAAAACCUGGUGGCCAACUACAAGAAAUGUCUGACCUCUGAUUGCCAACAAGGGUUUUGCAGAGGGGUCAAAUACUUAUUUCCCUCUUUAAAAUGCAAAUCAAUUUAUAAAAUUUUUGACAUGCGUUUUUCUGGAUUUAUUUUGUUGUUAUUCUGUCUCUCACUGUUCAAAUAAACCUACCAUUAAAAUUAUAGACUGAUCAUGUCUAUGUCAGUGGGCAAACGUACAAAAUCAGCAGGGGAUCAAAUACGUUUUUCCCUCACUGUACACACUUGCCAUUUGCCACAUAGAAGCUAAAUAUUUUUAGAAUGUAAUUAUAGGUAGCACUUCUUCUUUUAUUCCAGUGUUUAUCUAAAUAUUCCACGAACGGAAAUACACAAUGGACAAAAAAACAUUUCAAUUUCUCCUCAUCGCUCAGCCACAUAAUAACAGGGUAUAUCGGGGUGGGCUUUCUGAAAUAGGAGCAAGUGUAUAUCGUGGUACAAAGGGCAAUAGAGGAUACUAAUGACCAUCAGCAGCAUCUCCGCAACAGCCCUAGUUUUUAGAAGGUCAAGAGCUGUGCGUCCUCCGAAACACAACACAACCGAGCCGCACUGCUUCUUGACACAAUGCGCACUUAACCCGGAAUGAGUGUGGAUCCCGCACCAAUGUGUUGGAGGAAACACUGUACACCAGGCGACCGUGUCAGCGUGCACUGCGCCCGCCACAGGAGUUACUAGUGCGCGAUGGGACAAGAACAUCCCUGCUGGCCAAACCCUCCCCUAACCUGGGUGACGCUGGGCCAAUUGUGCGCUGCUCCAUGGUCGCGGCCGGCUGCUUAGACCACUGCACCACUCGGGAGGCCCUCAGCUAUUGUGUGUGUGUUGGUGACAAUUGUUAAUAGUGUGUGCUGUUUUGUUUGACUCAACCAUUGUGAGUCAGGGCUUCAUCUUUAUUAGUUUGGUAUAGGUUUGACUCUAGUGUGCAUGUAUUAGGAGUGCGAAGAAACCCUCUCGUCCCCCGUAGGUUCGUCAGAGGACAGCGAGGACGUCCCUCACUCUGACUCUGUGGAGCUGCAAGAGUAUCCCCACCCCAGGGGUCGGAGUUCAAGUCCUCAGUCGGCACAUCCGCCUCUGCGCCUUCGACGGCACUCAGGUGGGACACCUCUACACUGCCGUGCUCACCCAUGAUGCCUUUUUGACUGGAUUGUGUCUUUCUACACUCUUCUCUUGCCCAACAUUUGUUUCUUUCAACAUACCUAGCUCUUUUUUUAAUAAUGUCAGUGUGGCUGUUGUGGAUGUUGUGAGUGAGGGUCAAUAGUUUCGUUGUUGACCGUCUUCUCUUUUUAGGUUCUUAGUAACAUCCAUACCAUCCGAGCCACUUGCAAUGCAAACAACGUCAAGACCUGGUCCUUUUCUCCCCGGGUACUGCAUCAUUUCGACAUCACUGAACACUCAAGCUAUUGAAAUGGAGCAGAGCGUACCAUGCUGUAUAGUCUGAAUGUAUUUCUGUAAAGCUAAUAGUUUAGUUUAAAUGCUUGUUUGGUUUGGUUUAGCAGAUGACUGGGAAUCUACCCAGCCUUUUGGACAGGGACUGUUUUCUGAGGUGCAACUUGGACACUCCUGAGCUGGGAAUAUUAUUUGAACUUGGCGUCACAUACAUCCGAAAUGUAAGCAUUUCUUAUACCAUUCCUGAGAAAGACUACUCAAGUCUACAGCAAAGUUGUCUCUUUCAGUGCGCUAGCCAUGUCUGUAGACUAACCCCUCUAGCAAUGUCCUAUGGGGUAGCUGUUAUUUCUCCAACAGUAUCUAUAACAUGAUUUUCGAGUGAUUCUUGGUUUGCAUUGAUUUAUAUUGAGCUCUUGCUCUCCAGUCUACCGGUGAGAGAGGAGACCUGAGCUGUGGCUGGGCCUUCCUGAAGCUCUUUGAUGCCAAUGGAGCUCCUGUCCCACACAGGUACUGUAUUACUCCUUUGCUGGUCCGGAGCCAAAAAGACUCGCAUUUCGAUGUUGCCAUCAACACAGAUGCCCUAAGAGAUAUCAUAAUCUGAUUUCAUUGCCAUUUGCAAUGAAAUCAGCUUUUCCUACAGUAGUACAAUACAGUAUGUGUUUCAGUAGCUGUUUGUUAGUAAUGAGGACUGCUCUCGGGCCGAUGUUGUUCCGUCUCAUUUCUCCCCAACACAUCUGUCCCAAAGCCAAAAAUGACUCGCAGCCCAGUAUCGUCAUCAACACAUACAGUAUGUCAGAAGAGAUUUCAUCGUCUGGGAGUGAAUCUCAUGCCUGUGUCUGUCUGUCUCUGUCUGUAGGACCUAUGAAUUGCUUGUGCAUGGAGGCACACCGUAUGAAAAGGACAUAGAGGUAGAUCCGUCUUUAACAAGAGGAGGUAUGAACGCGCAAAAAGUGCAUAUUAAUUACAUGUUAAUAAAUGAAGUUGUAUUGAAUUGAUAGAGGUCAUUAUUACUAAUAUUAUGUUGAGAAUGAGAGUUUCUGAGGUUCUCAUCGUCCAUGUGAUCUCUCUCUGGUCACAGCCACAGGAACAGGCAUGUUCCAGCAGAUGAUGUUGUCCAGGAAACUCCCUAAACUCUUCCUCAAACUGAAAUCGCCAAACGCUCGCACAAGGUCACAGCUGAGGUGAGUGUGGAUUUUGGAAUGGAAGCUACAGGACCUCUUGUCAUGUUGGAGAUCUCAUAGUAGUUUGGAUGUUCCUGUAGCUAGCUAACUCCUCUCCCUGCGUUGUCAGUGCUCUUCCAGACACUCUGGUGGGCAGUCUCUCCAGUAUACACCUGCUGGUUCUACACAGACAACUACUGGCAGAUGCUCUGCUAAUGAACAGGGCUACCAUGCAGAAUGCAGGUAACACAUGCAAGCACGCUCCAACACAUCCAUGGACAGGAUAAUGGGUUGACUUCUGUUAGGUUCUGAAAAACAGAGUUAAAAACUCAAACGGAUGACUAGAAAACGCUAAAACCAAGUUUAUUCACCCACUGGGUCAAACAGCUGAAAAGACAAAGACAUGUUUACACAAGGACAAAAAAAAAAUAUUUAACCAGGUAGGCCAGUUGAGAACAAGUUCUCAUUUACAACUGCGACCUGGCCAAGAUAAAGCAAAGCAGUGUGAUAAAAACAACAACAUCACAGAGUUACACAUGGGAUAAACAAAACAUACAGUCAAUAAUACAAUAGAAAAUCUAUAUACAGUGUGUGCAAAUGUAGUAAGUUAUGGAGGUAAGGCAAUAAAUAGGCCAUAGUGCAAAAUAAUUACAAUUUAGUAUUAACACUGGAAUGAUAGAUGUGCAAAUAGAGAUACUGGGGUGCAAAUGAGCAAAAUAAAUAACAAUAUGGGGAUGAAGUAGUUGGGUGGGCUAAUUACAGAUUGGCUGUGUACAGGUGCAGUGAUCGGUAAGCUGCUCUGACAACUGAUGCUUAAAGUUAGUGAGGGAGAUAAGUCUCCAGCUUCAGAGAUUUUUGCAGUUUGUUCUAGUCAUUAGCAGCAGAGAACUGGAAGGAAUGGCAGCCAAAGGAGGUGUUGGCUUUGGGGAUGACCAGUGAGAUAUACCUGCUGGAGCGCAUACUAUGGGUGGGUGUUGCUAUGGUGACCAAUGAGCUAAGAUAAGGCAGGGAUUUGCCUAGCAGAGAUUUAUAGACGACCUGGAGCCAGUGGGUUUGGCGACGAAUAUGUAGUGAGGGCCAGCCAACGAGAGCGUACAGGUCACAAGGGUGGGUAGUAUAUGGGGCUUUGGUGACAAAACGGAUGGCAGUGUGAUAGACUACAUCCAAUUUGCUGAGUAGAGUGUUGGAGGCUAUUUUGUAAAUGACAUCGCCGAAGUCAAGGAUCGGUAGGAUAGUCAGUUUUACGAGGGCAUGUUUGGCGGCAUGAGUGAAGGAGGCUUUGUUGCGAAAUAGGAAGCCGAUUCUAGAUUUAACUUUGGAUUGGAGAUGCUUAAUGUGAGUCUGGAAGGAGAGUUUACGGUCUAACCAGACACCUAGGUAUUUGUAGUUGUCCACAUAUUCUAAGUCAGACCCGCCGAGAGUAGUGAUUCUAGCCGCGGGUGCAAGCAGCGUUCGAUUGAAGAGCAUGCAUUUAGUUUGACUAGCGUUUCAGAGCAGUUGGAGGCUACGGAAGGAGUGUUGUAUGACAUUGAAGCUCGUUUGGAGGUUUGUUAACACAGUGUCCAAUGAAGGGCCAGAUGUAUACAAAAUGGUGUCGUCUUCGUAUAGGUGGAUCUGAGAGUCACCAGCAGCAAGAGCGACGUCAUUGAUAUACACAGAAAAUAGAGUCGGCCCGAGAAUUGAACCCUGUAGCACCCCCAUAGAGACUGCCAGAGGUCCAGACAACAGGCCCUCCGAUUUGACACAUUGAACUAUAUCUGAGAAGUAGUUGGUGAACCAGGCGAGGCAGUCAUUUGAGAAACCAAGGCUAUUUAGUCUGCCAAUAAGAAUGCGGUGAUUGACAGAGUCGAUGAAGACGGCUGCACAGUACUGUCUAUUAUCGAUCGCGGUUAUAAUAUCGUUUAGGACCUUAAGCGUGGCUGAUGCUUUCACCCAGUCUUCCCACGUUAAGCCACAGGUUAGAAAAAGUGUGAUAACGCCAUCAUUUUCACUUCGCUCCCCAUCUCCUUCUUCCUCCAUGGCCACACGAUAUACAGCACCCAAUGUCACAGGAAGGCCAAAAAGAUCAUCAAGGACAUCAACCACCCGAGCUGCUGCCUGUUCACCCCACCCCUUUGUGAACACCCUCGUUACAGUGUAAACUUUGGGUCCCAACGGUUGAUACGCAGCCACCUUCUGACACCUUCCUGCUGGCGGUUAGGAAUGAGGGAGAAAUUAGUGCUGUUGGAAGAGUACCCAACCUUUCAAAACUCUGAGUCACAUGUUUCUUAAUCACACUCUACAGGAGAUGUGAUGCUAUUAUUACAGCGAACUUCCCUUCCGGUGAAGUGGCCUCCUGUAUACAGGGAUCUGUGGCUAUUCUUUCAAGCGUUGUACCUUCUUUGAUGAACCCCUCACUGAAAGUUGACAAUAGUGUCUGAAAUGACAACAAUCAAUCAAUCAUCAAAUUUGAUUUAUAAAGCCCUUUUUACAUCAGCAGAUGUCACAAAGUGCUAUACAGAAACCCAGCGUAAAACCCCAAACAGCAAGCAAUGCAGAUGUAGAAGCACGGUGGCUAGGAAAAACUCCCUAGAAAGGCAGAAACCUAGGAAGAAACCUAGAGAGGAACCAGGCUCUGAGGGGUGGCCAUUGCCCUUCUGGAUGUGCCGGGUGGAGAUUAUACAGUGGGGAAAAAAAGUAUUUAGUCAGCCACCAAUUGUGCAAGUUCUCCCACUUAAAAAGAUGAGAGAGGCCUGUAAUUUUCAUCAUAGGUACACGUCAAGUAUGACAGACAAAAUGAGAAAACAAAUCCAGAAAAUCACAUUAGUAGGAUUUUUUAUGAAUUUAUUUGCAAAUUAUGGUGGAAAAUAAGUAUUUGGUCACCUACAAACAAGCAAGAUUUCUGGCUCUCACAGACCUGUAACUUCUUAUUUAAGAGGCUCCUCUGUCCUCCACUCGUUACCUGUAUUAAUGGCACCUGUUUGAACUUGUUAUCAGUAUAAAAGACACCUGUCCACAACCUCAAACAGUCACACUCCAAACUCCACUAUGGCCAAGACCAAAGAGCUGUCAAAGGACACCAGAAACAAAAUUGUAGACCUGCACCAGGCUGGGAAGACUGAAUCUGCAAUAGGUAAGCAGCUUGGUUUGAAGAAAUCAACUGUGGAAGCAAUUAUUAGGAAAUGGAAGACAUACAAGACCACUGAUAAUCUCCCUCGAUCUGGGGCUCCACGCAAGAUCUCACCCCGUGGGGUCAAAAUGAUCACAAGAACGGUGAGCAAAAAUCCCAGAACCACACGGGGGGACCUAGUGAAUGACCUGCAGAGAGCUAGGACCAAAGUAACAAAGCCUACCAUCAGUAACACACUACGCCGCCAGGGACUCAAAUCCUGCAGUGCCAGACGUGUCCCCCUGCUUAAGCCAGUACAUGUCCAGGCCCGUCUGAAGUUUGCUAGAGUGCAUUUGGAUGAUCCAGAAGAGGAUUGGGAGAAUGUCAUAUGGUCAGAUGAAACCAAAAUAGAACUUUUUGGUAAAAACUCAACUCGUCGUGUUUGGAGGACAAAGAAUGCUGAGUUGCAUCCAAAGAACACCAUACCUACUGUGAAGCAUGGGGGUGGAAACAUCAUGCUUUGGGGCUGUUUUUCUGCAAAGGGACCAGGACGACUGAUCCGUGUAAAGGAAAGAAUGAAUGGGGCCAUGUAUCAUGAGAUUUUGAGUGAAAACCUCCUUCCAUCAGCAAGGGCAUUGAAGAUGAAACGUGGCUGGGUCUUUUACAGUGUAGACCUCCAAAAUCAACCUGAUACCCCAAAUAAACAGUUUAGGGCAAUCCUAAAUAAAUGUACGGGUACAGUUGACCACCCCCCUCCUUCCCGGUACUCAUCUUUUGGCGUAUCUUCAUUUUCUUCUUCAGAUAGCGUUACAGUUCAUCCUCCCAGGACACAUAUGUAACUCAUGCCUGUCAAAGUGGAUGGCCCUUGAUAAUGUCCCGAUUUCAAUAUCUGGGGGAUAAUCCGAUUUUCCCAAGCACACAAAUCUCUCACCUGAGCCGCCAUCACCAUUCUGUACAGACCAUUCUGUCUGGUCCAUUUUCCCACCAGUGCACCAGCAGCAGGAGAGGAGUUUGAAAAUAAUCUCUCUCCAUGCUCACUCCACAUGCACGGUCUCAGGACUCAUGCCGUGCUUCUGCUGCUUGUACUCAGGUUGCUGGCUCGGACUCAGGUCACAGGUAGGAGUGGUGAAAGACAGGGCCGUAGUGAACACCAUUUCCGCCAUUACUUCAGCCGGUUGCGGGGGAGGGGGGGGGGGUGAGGGUGAGCUCACACUGUUCUCGUUGUAUUAUUCCCUCCAUGCAUAUAGAUACCAUCGGUAAUCACUAUCGCCACAACUUCGAGAAAGGACAGACCAAAACAACAGUUUAAGGCAUUUCUGAUUCAGAGAAUCCAAACAACUAUUUACCGUAUGACAAAUUAUUACCAAUAUUCCCAAUUUCCUUAAUACAAAAUUCCUGAGACAAAUGUCCAAGAGCAUAACAACACACUGUUGAAACCAUUUUCCAAAUUGGCUUCUACUCCCUUAUCAUACUGGCGACCUCACCGCAGAGUUACCGGGUCUGGGAGUUAGAGCGCUAACCCUUAGGGAGAAACCCCGACCAUACAACAGACCCAAUCUAGUGAGAUUUGUAUUGAAACAAAGACAAAAACAAAACAACAAAAACCUUAAAUAGCUAUACACUUCUUCAUAUUAUACUUAAAUCUCACCCAAUGUCUCUAACCUUUCUAGUGAGGUGGAUCAGGCCUCACUAGGAAGUCAGGACAAAGGUCAUUCAACACCAUUAAGUAUUUUCUUUCCCUUUUCUUUCCCUGUACUUCAGAAACCAUUUAAAAACAUUUCAAACAUUUCCAUCAAUCUGCGUACCCAGUUUACAACCAAAUUAAAAACACCCCACACAGUAAAUCAAACACAGUAUUAACACCACUAACAAAUAUUCAUAACCGGUGGGUUGUGUGUGCUGGUGUGUGUGGUAAAAUGUAGGGCAAAAACAAACAAAUGGCCAGGCCUUACUUAUCUGGGAGCUCCCUUUACGGUCAGAUCCGGAUACCUUUAUACUUUAUAAAACUGCAGAAUUUGCACAUCUAGACAGCCAAUACAUCUAUGUUGCUAGGCAGGAACUUAAGUGGUUCAUCUCAUUGGUGUAGUCAUGGCCCUGCCUCCUAUGUGUGUAUGUCAUAGGAAUGUUCCUUCUCCGUUCAUCUGACCUGACCUCAGCCCACAUUCCUCACUCCUCCCUAAUCCACAGCUAGACAACCUUAUCAGUGACUGAAACCAGACCGUUGCCCUUCUCCUCUCCAUUGUCACGUUCGUCGUAUUGAACAGACCAAGGCGCAGCGUGAUGAACGAACAUGUUUAACUUUAUUAUCUUUAGUGAUAAUAGAACACCAAUCAACAAAACAAGAAACGACUCGUGAAGUCCACGGUAACAAUGACCGAACACGGAACAAGAACCCACAAACACAAAGGGAAAAUAGACAGUAUAAAUAUGGCUCCCAAUCAGAGACAACCAACGACAGCUGACACUUGUUGCCUCUGAUUGGGAGUCACUCUAGCCAACAUAGAAAUAAACACAACAGAAUUACCAACAUAGAAAUAAACACAUAGAAUGAACACACCCUGGCUCAACAUAUAGAGUCCCAGAGCCAGGGUGUGACAGUACCCCCCCCCCCCCUAAAGGCGCGGACUGCGACCGCGCCUCAACCUGAACAAAACAGGGGAGGGCUGGGCGGGCAUACCUCCUCGGCGGCGGUUCUGGCUCCGGCCUUGACCACCACCCUCCAAUAAACCCCCCAUAGCGCCCCUGGUCCAGUCUGGCCCCGCCGGCUGGAGCUGAACUGGACUUAGCAGGAGCGGUUAGCUUCAGCUCCAUAGUGGAGCAGUUGACCGGUACCUUACCAGGCACCGGUGACCCAGGCACGGGUUGUGCUGGACUGACGACGCGCACCCCUGGCUUAGUGCGUGGAGGAGGAACGGGCCUUACCAGGCUGACGACUCGCACCCCUGGCUUAGUGCGUGGAGGAGGAACGGGCCUUACCAGGCUGACGACUCGCACCCCUGGCUUGGUGCGUGGAGGAGGGACGGGCCUUACCAGGCUGACGUCUCGCACCCCUGGCUUAGUGCGAGUAGCAGGAACAGGCCUUACCAGGCUGACGUCUCGCACCCCUGGCUUAGUGCGAGUAGCAGGAACAGGCCGGGCCGGGCUGGCGACGCGCACGUAGACUUGGUGCGAGUGGCAGGAACAGGCCGGGCCGGGCUGGCGACGCGCACCGUAGACUUGGUGCGAGUGGCAGGAACAGGCCGGGCCGGGCUGGCGACGCGCACCGUAGACUUGGUGCGAGUGGCAGGAACAGGCCGGGCCGGGCUGGCGACGCGCACCGUAGACUUGGUGCGAGUGGCAGGAACAGGCCGGGCCGGGCUGGCGACGCACACCGUAGGCUUGGUGCGUGGAGCAGGGACAGGCCGGACUGGGCUGGCGACGCACACCGUAGGCUUGGUGCGUAGAGCAGGGACAGGCCGGACUGGGCUGGCGACGCACACCGUAGGCUUGGUGCGUAGAGCAGGGACAGGCCGGACUGGGCUGGCGACGCACACCGUAGGCUUGGUGCGUGGAGCAGGGACAGGCCGAACCGGGCUGUGGAGACGGAUAGGAGACCUGGAGUGAAGAGCGGCCACAACCCGUCCUGGCUGAAUGCCUACCCUCACACACUCUGUGUGAGGCAUCCGCACAGGACGUACAGGGCGGUGUAUCCGUAACCUGGUGGCCUUCUGAAUCCGCCCCUUUUUUGCCUCCGUCAGCCCCGUCGUCCAUGCCGUGUGCCCCCCCCCUAAAAAAUGUCUGGGGUUGCCUCUCGCCUGUCCGACGUUGACCCGUUUGGCGCCGCUGCUCCUCUCUACGGCGCGCCUCCACCGUCUCUUCUCCCGGCGCUUCCUCCCAUGUCCAGCCCAAGAGCUGCCCCUGGACACGCUGCUUGGUCGUUGCAUGGUGGGUCCUUCUGUCACGUUCGUCGUAUUGAACAGACCAAGGCGCAGCGUGAUGAACGAACAUGUUUAACUUUAUUAUCUUUAGUGAUAAUAGAACACAAUCAACAAAACAAGAAACGACUCGUGAAGUCCACGGUAACAAUGACCGAAUACGGAACAAGAACCCACAAACACAAAGGGAAAAUAGACAGUAUAAAUAUGGCUCCCAAUCAGAGACAACCAACGACAGCUGACACUCGUUGCCUCUGAUUGGGAGUCACUCUAGCCAACAUAGAAAUAAACACAACAGAAUUACCAACAUAGAAAUAAACACACAGAAUGAACACACCCUGGCUCAACAUAUAGAGUCCCAGAGCCAGGGUGUGACAUCCAUAGGAUACAUGAGACUUAACCCUAACAUGUUCUGACAGAAUGUAAACUUUCUGCACUCCCCUUUCUCACUCAGUAGAUUUCCAUUCACUCAGUUCUAAUAGUGUAAGAUAUUUGAAGUUAGAAGUUUGAAUCCAACACUAUAUAUGAUAUGUUGGAUACAGCAUCCCCACCAUUGAUCAGGUCACAUAGUAGUCUACAUGAUGGUGUCUUCCACAUAGAACAGAGUCCGGUUUCCCGAUAGCGAUGGAAUUUUGGCUUAUGAGUGUUUUUAACAAUGCAUCGUUCCUAUAAUGGCCGAAGAUAAACACCACGCAGAGAGAACAUCCAAUACGUGUGUUGUUGGAGCACUUGUCGAUACUGAGAGGAUCGAAAGAAAGGCAGCGCUGCUCCUGGAUCAGCUUUCUCCAUUCAAAUUUUACCUCAACAUUAGAAUUAUUCCACAAUACUGAUGAUGGAUCAGCAUCUAGAGAUCAGCAGCAGCUGUAAGCGGCGGUCGUGUCACAAAACUAAGGCCGUUGCUGAAAUAAAGACGGUUCUCCUAGUUAUUUUUCGAUGAUCUCAUUUUGCUCUUUUGUAGCUUUGGCAGCUAUGUGUGUGUUUUCUAUACCUGUUCACUCAUUUUACAUUUACAUUUUAGUCAUUUAGCAGACGCUCUCAUCCAGAGCGACUUACAGUUAGUGAGUGCAUACAUUAUUUUUUUCAUACUGGGAAUCGAACCCACAACCCUGGCGUUGCAAACGCCAUGCUCUACCAACUGAGCUACAUCCCUGCCGGCCAUUCCCUCCCCUACCCUGGACGACGCCGGGCCAAUUGUGCGCCGCCCCAUGGGACUCCCGGUCACGGCCGGCUACGACAGAGCCUGGAUUCGAACCAGGAUCUCUAGUGGCGCCGCAAGCACUGCGAUGCAGCGCCUUAUCCUUAGACCACUGCGCCACUUCCUGUAGGCUUUACAGAUGCUCCCCUCCCCUUGGUUGCAACCCUUCUAAUUUAGUGUACCCUGCACGCCCAACCCAUGUGGAAUUCCUGGUCUCUGGCAGCAUUUGGAGGUGCCGAUCUGCGGUCAAGAACGCCGAGUUCAUCUCAGCCUAUGCCUCCCUUCAGUCCCUUGACUUUUUGGCCCUGAUGGAGACAUGGGUCACCCCAGAGAACCCUGCUACUCCAGCUGCUCUUUCUUCAUCUGACUACGUUUUCUCUCAUAGUCCAAGAGCAUCUGGUCAUCGCGGUGGUGGCACAGGGCUACUCAUUUCUCCUCAAUUGAGAUUUUAUAUUUUCUCCCUAACUCACCUGUCCAUCUCCUCAUUUGAAUACCGUCAUUUGUCCACUCAAGCUUAACAUUGUUGUCAUCUACCGCCCACCAGGUGCUCUUAGAGAGUUCCUCAAUGAGCUUGACACCUUGAUAAGCUAAUUUCCUGACAAUGGCUCACCGCUCUUUGUACUUUGCGACUUCAACCUCCCGACGUCUGCCUUCGUUUAAUUUCUUUCCAACUCUCUUUCCCCUCUUUGCCUCUUUUAACCUCACCCUUUCCCAAUCCCCUCCAACUCACAAGGCAGGAAAUACGCUUGACCUCAUCUUUACUAGAGGCUGUUCACCUACUAAUCUCACUGCAACCCCCCUCCAGGACUAUGAUCACUACUUUGUUUCCUUUUCUGUCUCCCUCUCCUCCAACCCUAGCCACUCAGCCCCUACCCAGAUGGUAAUGUGCCGUCACAGUCUUCACUAUCUCUCUCCUCUUCUAUCCUAUCCUCUCUCCCUUCUGCUAAAUCCUUCUCCCUCCUGUCUCCUGGUUCUGCCUCUUCAACCCUAGUCGCAUCCUAUGACUCGCACUGUCCCCUUUCCUCUGAGCCGGCUCGGACACUGCCCGCUCAAAGACCUCUCCAUCAGGGUUGACAACUCCACGUUGUCCCCGUCCCAGAGUAAAUAUUUCCACAGCACCCCCCUCGCUCCCUCUUCCCCUGUACUUACUAUGACUGUGAUAUGUGGUUGUCCCACUUAGCUAUCUUAAGAUGAAUGCACUAACUGUAAAUCGCUCUGCAUAUGAGUGUCUGCUAAAUGACUCAAAUGUAAAAUGUAAAUAUUACCACCUAAAUGGCUGCUUAUCCUAAUGGUUACCCAAUAAUAAUGCACUAAAUCACAGAUUGCACAUCAUUGCACACUCAUCACUAAGCUAAGGACCCUGGGACUGAACACCUCCCUCUGUAGCUGGAUCCUGGACUUCCUGACAGGCCGCCCCCAGGUGAUGAGGGUAGGCAACAACACCUCCGCCAAGUUGACCCUCAACACAGGGGCCCCUCAGGGGUGCGUGCUCAGUCCCCUCCUGUACUCUCUGUUCACCCACGACUGCGUGGCCGCGCACGAUGCCAACACCAUCAUUAAGUUUGCCAAUGACACGACGGUGGUAGGCCUGAUCACCAACAACGAUGAGACAGCCUAUAGGGAGGAGGUCAGAGGCCUGGCAACAACCUUUCCCUCAGCGUGAGCAAGACAAAGGAGCUUAUCAUGGACUACAGGAAACAGAGGGCUGAACACGCCCCCAUUCACAUCGACGGAGCUGUAGUGGAGCGGGUUGAGAGAUUCAAGUUCCUCCUCACUAACGACCUAUCAUGGUCCAAAAACACGACAACGCCUCUUCCCCCUCAGGAGGCUGAAAAGAUUUGUCAUGAGCCCUCAGGUCCUCAAAAAGUUAUACAGCUGCACCAUUGAGAGCAUCUUGACUGGUUGCAUCACCGCUUGGUAUGGCAACUGCUCUGCAUCCGAACGCAAGGCGCUACAGAGGGUAGUGCGUACGGCCAAGUACAUCACUGGGGCUGAACUCCCUGCCGUCGAGAGAGAGAGAGGGAGCGAGAGAGAGCAAGCUAUAUUUCGUAGUAUAUAUUUUUUUCACUUUCACUUACUUAGCUAGCAUCGAAUGCAGCUAGCUAGUUUGGCUUACCCAAACACCCGGCUCAAACAGAGAGGGUUGCUAUGUUAGCUAGCUGACUAUGGCUAUCCAAUACUGGAACUUUUCCAAGUCAAGGUAAGCUUUUGGUUUUAUUAGUCUAUUGUCACCGGGGCCCACCGGUGUAUCUGCUAAACUGCUUGCUGCUGACUGUACGCUGUACUGCAGUGGUUCCCAACCUUUUUCGGUUAUUGUACCACCAACGGAAUUACCCCGAGUACCCCGAGGAGUCCUAGUACUUCUGGUUAGGAACCACUGCCGUACUGCAUGAUUGAAGCAGGUUUAGUAACGCGUUAGUGUCGUAGAAAUAUUUGACUCAAAAGUAGUCAACUCAAAAAUAUCUCUCAAGAAACUGGAGCCUGUGAAUCCAAAAAUGUGACUUUUAUUAUCUAAUAACAAAAGCCGAGCAGUUCCAUGGAACUGGCUCAAAGAUUGGCUCAAAGAUCUCAUUUUAUACAAAUACAAGUGGAUAGUCAUGUUUACAUAGCAUAUACAGCUACUUCCCUUAAGAUAACUGAUUAACAUCUUUAACUGCCACGCCACCAUUAUCUUUCGAAGUCCAAUAACACAUGUUGUUUACUCUUACAAGGGCUACAUGCGCUUUCCAAUUGAAGCCUCUUUCCCUUAUCUCUUUAUAUUGGUGGCGUGACUCAGACACUUUCUUAAAAAUAAUAUACAUACAUUGAUUAAAGCAUGGUUACACACUGUAUUGGCUAUAUUCCUUAUUUAAACAUGCAUCUGGAUUAUAUAAUGUCAAUCAUGUUUACUAUAUUUUACUUUUGACAUUUCCCAACAUUUGCCUUAAUGAUACAUAAAAUAUUACCAUAUUAGUUAUAGUAGCUAUGUUGACUAUGACCUGACAACAAUGUAGGCUGUGUGUAGCGGUUAUGAUAUUAUGUUUUUUUAGAUGGUCACAGACAGCUGAUGUAUUGUACACUGAAGUCCACAAGCGAAGGGAAAAGAUGAGAGGACAGCACAUAGAUAGAUGCGAGAAGGAAUGAUAUAUACAACAAGCUGUUUGUAUGUGGCUGCUAUGAAAGUGAACUGUGUUUGCGUGUGAUCAGGAGUGUAUUCAUUAUGCCGAUUCUGUUGAAAAACGUUUCUUAAACAAAAGCAAACGGAACGAAACAGGGAUAAACAUACCUGAAUUUGUCCAAUAGAAACUCUUGUGUGAAACUGUUGGACUAAUGAUUACACCCUAGAUCAGCAAGAUGCAGGCAAGAGUGUGCAACGCGGUAUUGAAUGUGUCACUGUCUGUCACCUUGAUUACUCAAAAUUCUCUCGACCUUUGCACCUACGUUGUAAACUUUCAUUCAUAGGCUAGGUUGUAGCAACCUCAUAAUGGGUACGUGGAAAAUUUGAGUAUCAUGUAGUAGCCUAAACCUAUCAAUGUUACAUUGAGCUGGGUGAAUGGAAUAUGAAUGACAUUCAUCCAACAUGCUGUAAUAGAAAUAAGGCCAUGUUGAUCAAAAAAUGUUUUAUCAUCCUCCCUCAUCUUAAACGGCACUGACUGCCACUGAUACACACACUACAUAUUUCCAUUUUUUAUUAUUAGUAAAUGUGUCAUUAUGUGGUAUUGUGGGUAGAUUGAUGAGAAGAAAAACAUUUAUUUAAUCCAUUUUAGAAUAAGGCUGUAUAGUUUUUUAUUUAUUUAUCAAAUAUUUGUCUUUUUAACUCUGCAAUGUUAGGAUUGGGCUCAUAAGCAUAUCACUGUAAAGUCUACACCUGUUCUAUUCGGCACAUGUGACCAAUAAAAUUGGAUUUGAUUUGAGUCUUUUUGGGUAAUUCUCUUAAGACCUUUCCACACCUGGAUUGUACAAUAUUUGCCCAUUAUUCUUUUUUUAAUUUUUCAAUCUCUGUCAGUUGAUUGUUGAUAAUUGCUAGACAGCCAUUUUCAAGUCAUGCCAUAGAUUUUUAAGUCAAAACUGUAACUAGGCCACUCAGGAACAUUCAGUGUCAUCUUGGUAAGCAACGCCAGUGUAGAAGUGCCUUGUUGCAAACAGGAUGCAUAUUUUGGAAUAUUUGAAUUAUGUACAGGUUUCCUUCUUUUCACUGUCAUUUAGGUUAGUAUUGUGGAGUAACUACAAUUACAUUUUACAUUACAUUUUACAUUUUAGUCAUUUAGCAGACGCUCUUAUCCAGAGCGACUUACAGGAGCAAUUAGGGUUAAGUGCCUUGCUUAAGGGCACAUCGACAGAUUUUACACCUAGUCGGCUCGGGGAUUAGAACCAGCGACCUUUCGGUUACUGGCACAACGCUCUUACCCACUAAGCUACCUGUCUACAAUGUUGUUCAUCCAUCCUCAGUUUUCUCAUAUCACAACCAUUCAACUCUGUAACUCUUUUAAAGUCACCAUUGGCCUCAUGGUGAAAUCCCUGAGCAGUUUCCUUCCUCUCUGGCAACUGAGUUAGGAAGGACGCCUUUAUCUUUGUAGUGACUGGGUGUAUUGAUACACUAUCCAAAGGCCUAAUUGAUAACUUCACCAUGCUCAAAGGGAUAUUCAAUGUCUGCUCUUUUUAUUUUUACACAUCUACCAAUCGGUGCCCGUCUUUGCAAGGCAUUGAAAAACCACCCUGUUCUUUGUGGUUGAAUCUGUGCUUGAAAUGUACUACCCAAUGGAGGGACCUUACAGAUAAUUGUAUGUGUGGGGUACAGAGAUGGGGUAGUCAUUAAAAAAAUAAUGUUAACCACUAUUAUUGAAGACGUAAUGAGUCCAUGCAACUUAUUAUGCGAUUUGUUAAGCACAUUUUUACUCCUGAACUUAUUUAGGCUAACAAAGGGGUUGAACACUUAUUGACUCAAGACAUUUCAGCUUAAAUCUUUGUAUUAAUUUUGAAAAAUGUCUACAAACAGAAUUCCACUUUGACAUUAUGGGGUAUUGUGUGUAGAUCAGUGACACAAAAUCUCAAUUUAAUCCAUUUUAGAUUCAGGCUGUUACACAACAAAAUGUGGAAAAAGUAAAGGUGUGAAUACUUUCUGAAGGCACUGUAUUGGCCCAUGUAGCCUAUUUAUGUUUUACUGCAGUCAUCUUUCGAUUUUCAUUUGAAGCAUUUUUUUAUCCUUCACUUGUUGGUAACAAUUGCAAAGACAUUGGCAACAUUUGUUUGUAGUCAACUUUGUUCUCAUGUUAUCAGUGGUUACAGAGAGACAGAUAAACAUCUUGAUUCUACACUGAGUGUACAAAACAUUAGGAACUCUUUCCAUGACAUAGACUGACCAGGUGAAUCCAGGUGACAGCUAUGAUCCCUUAUUGAUGUCACCUGUUAAAUCCACUUCAAUCAAAUCAAAUUGUAUUGGUCACUACACAUAAUUAGCAGAUGUUAUUGCGGGUGUAACGAAAUGCUUGUGUUCCUAGCUCCAACAGUGCAGUAGUAUCUAAAAAUUCACAACAAUACAUACAAAUCUAAAAGUAAAAGAAUGGAAUUAAGAAAUAUGUAAAUAUUAGGAUAAGCAAUGUCAGAGUGGCAUUGACUAGAAUACAGUAGAAUACAGUAUAUACAUAUGAAAUGAGUAAAACAGUAUGCAAACAUUAUUAAAGUGACCAGUGUUCCAUUAUUAAAGUGACCAGUGAUCCAUGUCUAUGUACAUAGGGCAGCAGCCUCUAAGGUGCAGGGAUGAGUAACCGGGUGGUAGCCGGUUAGUGACAGUGACUAAGUUCAAGGCAGGGUACUGGGUGGAGGCAGACCGGUUAAAGAAGGAAUUUUAAGCCUUGAGAUAAUUGAGACAUGGAUUGUUUAUGUGUGCCAUUCAGAGGGUGAAUGGGCAAGACAAAGGAUUUAUGUGCCUUUGAAUGGGAUGUGGUGCCAGGCACACCGGUUUGAGUGUGUCAAGAACUGCAACACUGCUGGGUUUUUUCACGUUCAACAGUUUCCCGUGUGUAUCAAGAAUGGUGCUCCACCCAAAGGGUAUCCAGCUAACUUGACACAACUGUGUGAAGCAUUGAAGUCAACAUGGGCCAGCAUCCCUGUUGAACGCUUUCAACCCCUUGUAGAGUCCAUGCCCCGACAAAUUGAGGCUGUUCUGUGGGCAAAAAGGGGUGCAACUCAAUAUCAGCUAAGUGUUUCUAAUGUUUUGUACACUCAGUGUAUGUUUAGCUGAGAUGUAUAAAGUGACACGGAAGGGCAAAAAAGAAUCUAACCAUUCACUUAGUUGUUCUACGAGUGGUCUGAGGCAGUUGGUAAAUAACAAGCGUUUUCAAGUGCAACUUUAGUAACGAUGGUUUUGGGAAACAGCUCAGAGAUUUAACGAUGCUCCUAUGAAGGUUCUAAUGAUGAACUUACAGUGAGGGAAAAAAGUAUUUGAUCCCCUGCUGAUUUUGUACGUUUGCCCACUGACAAAGAAAUGAACAGUCUAUAAUUUUAAUGGUAGGUUUAUUUGAACAGUGAGAGACAGAAUAACAACAAAAUAAUCCAGAAAAACGCAUGUCAAAAAUGUUAUAAAUUGAUUUGCAUUUUAAUGAGGGAAAUAAGUAUUUGACCCCCUCUCAAUCAGAAAGAUUUCUGGCUCCCAGGUGUCUUUUAUACAGGUAACGAGCUGAGAUUAGGAGCACACUCUUAAAGGGAGUGCUCCUAAUGUCAGCUUGUUACCUGUAUAAAAGACACCUGUCCACAGAAGCAAUCAAUCAAUCAGAUUCCAAACUCUCCACCAUGGCCAAGACCACAGAGCUCUCCAAGGAUGUCAGGGACAAGAUUGUAGAUCUACACAAGGCUGGAAUGGGCUACAAGACCAUCGCCAAGCAGCUUGGUGAGAAGGUGACAACAGUUGGUGUGAUUAUUCGCAAAUGGAAGAAACACAAAAGAACUGUCAAUCUCCCUCGGCCUGGGGCUCCAUGCAAGAUCUCACCUCGUGGAGUUGCAAUGAUCAUGAGAACGGUGAGGAAUCAGCCCAGAACUACACGGGAGGAUCUUGUCAAUGAUCUCAAGGCAGCUGGGACCAUAGUCACCAAGAAAACAAUUGGUAACACACUACGCCAUGAAGGACUGAAAUCCUGCAGCACCCGCAAGGUCCCCCUGCUCAAGAAAGCACAUAUACAGGGCUGUCUGAAGUUUGCCAAUGAACAUCUGAAUGAUUCAGAGGAGAACUGGGUGAAAGUGUUGUGGUCAGAUGAGACCAAAAUCGAGCUCUUUGGCAUCAACUCAACUCGCUGUGUUUGGAGGAGGAGGAAUGCUGCCUAUGACCCGAAGAACACCAUCCCCACUGUCGAACAUGGAGGUGGAAACAUUAUGCUUUGGGGGUGUUUUCUGCUAUGGGGACAGGACAACUUCACCGCAUCAAAGGGACGAUGGACGGGGCCAUGUACCGUCAAAUCUUGGGUGAGAACCUCCUUCCCUCAGCCAGGGCAUUGAAAAUGGGUCGUGGAUGGGUAUUCCAGCAUGACAAUGACCCAAAACACACGGCCAAGGCAACAAAGGAGUGGCUCAAGAAGAAGCACAUUAAGGUCCUGGAGUGGCCUAGCCAGUCUCCAGACCUUAAUCCCAUAGACAAUCUGUGGAGGGAGCUGAAGGCUCGAGUUGCCAAACGUCAGCCUCGAAACCUUAAUGACUUGGAGAAGAUCUGCAAAGAGGAGUGGAACAAAAUCCCUCCUGAGAUGUGUGCAGACCUGGUGGCCAACUACAAGAAACGUCUGACCUCUGUGAUUAACAACAAGGGUUUUGCCACCAAGUACUAAGUCAUGUUUUGCAGAUGGGUCAAAUACUUAUUUCCCUCAUUAAAAUGCAAAUCAAUUAAUAAAAAAAUUUACAUGCGUUUUUCUGGAUUUAUUUUGUUGUUAUUCUGUCUCUCACUGUUCAAAUAAACCUACCAUAAAUUAUAGACUGAUCAUGUCUUUGUCAGUGGGCAAACGUACAAAAUCAGCAGGGGAUCAAAUACUUUUUUCCCUCACUGUAGCCUUAAGAUGCUUUUGGGAAACCGGGCCCAGGAAGGUCAUCUAGUCAGAUUGGUGUUGUCCUUGUUUCACCUGUGUUGAUGAUCAGAUACAGAGAACACCAAACUGCUUUUCCUACAGUAGUACAGUACAGUAUGUGUUGCAGUAGCUGUUUGUCACCAAUGAGGAAUGCUCUCGGGCCGAUGCCAUUCCGUCUCAUUUCUCCCCAACAGAUCUGAUCUGUAGUCCUCUGCUGGCCACCUUCCCAGAGAUCAUGGACCAAACGGACCUGCUGGAUGCCCUGAGGGUAAAUUCCGUAGCCGGAUCGAGGCUAGCUCUUCUCACCACACCCUGAAAACCCAAUGCAAUUCAUCUGCUGUUUUCAGGAAGCAGUGGGCUCUUUUAUAGACUGAUGGCUAGCUACAGUGUAUUUACUAAUAUGUUGCAACAUCCCCCUGACUGAAUUGUUUGUCUGUUCAGAAGUCUUGGUUGGAGGCUGAGAGCAAUAUGAAGAGAUCUGAAAAGGUAAGCAAAUCCUUAGAGCAGAACGCACAAUACAAAAGAUACCUAGGUUUUCCUCUUUUGUUUGUGACAAACUUUCACAACAUUCAGACACAGAUUAAGCCUAGUCCUGGACUGUAGCAUUUUUUAUUGGGAUUCUCCAUUUAAAGUGCUUUUUAGUGUGCAGGAAUCCGGCCCUUAUAUAUUUUUGUAGUGAAUUGUGAAGCAAUUUUUUGUGGCACUGCUGAAGUGGCUUGUUCUGUGGGUAUGUGUUUUGUGUGAUGGUGGUUUUACGUGUGUGUGUGUGUGUGUUUUUCAGAGGGACCUACCCCUGCUUAAGAGGAUGUUUGUGAGGGUGUACAUGGACAACAUAUAUCCUCUCCUCUACUCGGCUGACCUGCCCCCUCCUCGCUGGGCUGAUGAGAUGGUGGAGAACCAGCGGGCACGAGUCAUCUUCACCAGCCUACAGACCACCAGUACCCAGGAACCCUUCCACACACACACAGACAGCCCCCCUCGCCACCAAGCCUUCGACAUCUCACAGCUCACCUUUGACCUCCUCUGCAUGGCCCAAUAG
Coregonus sp. 'balchen' is the source of this 25220-nucleotide messenger RNA. The record is from the annotation of a GenBank genome assembly. NCBI's taxonomy places the organism in Eukaryota, Metazoa, Chordata, Actinopteri, Salmoniformes, Salmonidae.